Molecule: messenger RNA, 1202 nt
Organism: Chenopodium quinoa (quinoa)
Lineage: Eukaryota; Viridiplantae; Streptophyta; Magnoliopsida; Caryophyllales; Amaranthaceae
Exons: 2
Coding region: 521-952 (143 amino acids)
Molecular function (GO): RNA-DNA hybrid ribonuclease activity; nucleic acid binding
Source: RefSeq, a predicted model, not a curated record
AUUGCUUUCUAUAAUUUAAUUCGAUUUUGAAACCAUAUUUUGCGAUUUUGAUUUCGAAAUUAGGGUUUUCCCAAUUAUUUGUUUGAGUAUUUUUAGUAUCGAUCAAGUUUAAAAUUAGGGAUUUUGCUAUUUUUGUUUGAUUAAUGUGUGUUUUCUCUUUGUUUUUAAUCAGAUCAAUAUUUUGUGUUGUUUAUUUGUUACAUGGGAUUUAUGAUAUGUAAGUAUGUAUCCUAAGCUUAAGGUUUUCUUACUAUGUUUAUAUAUACUUUAUAGAUUAUUUUAUUUACUUUUGAGAUUGUUUGGUUUACAUAUGAGUAAUUUUUUAUUAGUGUGAAGUUUUAUAUAGACUAGCCUACAAGCUCAAUUUUUCAUGUUGCCUUACUUUGCAUGACUUAUUUUCUCUAUACAAUUGGUAAUACUUAAAUAGAUUGAUAACGCUAUUCUGUUCAAAUUCAGAAUAUUUUGGUUUACCUAAUCUUUACUUUGCAUUUAUUUUCUUGUAUAAUUCUUCUUUAUAUAAAUGCAGUUAGGGGUUAGCAAAGAAAAGGUGAUGACCAUUACACAAGUUGUUCAAAGAUAUGGAAAUCUUAGUGGUUUCGCUUCAGCUGAGCUUCUGACUAUAAGGGAGGGUCUCCUUACUUCCUGGGACAGAGAAAUCAAGUUCUUGGAACUAGAAACAGUUGUGGAGGCUUUAGGAAAAAUGUUGAACAAUCCUAACUCCUUUAGAGACCAUGGUCUGGGAAACAUUAUAAGGGAUGUGGCUGAGUUAUUGCAGAGAAACUGGUCAGUGACUGUUUUACAUGCUAGCAGAACAAUUAACUUCGUGGCUCACAGACUAGCACCUAUUGGAAGGACUAAAGUUCAACUUGGUGAAAGGGUGCUAUUCCACUCUCCCCCUGCUGAGAUCUUUGACACUUAUGCUGCUGAAACACCAACGAUUCCUAUGGCUUAAUCCUGAUGAUGACGUCUGCUCAACACCUUUUGCUCAUCUUGUCUUUCUCUGCAGGUCUUUUGUUGGCAUUAUGUUGGCUUUAAUUUUUUGUUGCUUAGUUUAUUUUAUGUCUUUCCUAAGUAGUAGGAUGCUGGUUUUUUGAAUCUCAUUGAACAAUCUUUUGUUUAGGUUGGUUGUUGUCACCAUGAUGUAAUAUAUAAUCUAUUUCCCUUUAGCGUUAAAAAAAAAAAAAAAAAAAAAAAAAAAAAAA